CUGUACAGUUGCCUUGAUUUCACCAUCUUUGUUGACACGUGCUUCGAUUAUUUGCUUAGUUGCACAGCGGUGAGUAGGGCCUAGCAUAGGUGAGCCGCAUGCGGGUUAAAGAGCAGAAAUGAUUUCAGUUGCAUUCUGACUGCAUGAACGGAAGUUUCUCCAUUCUCCUUGACAUAGAGUAGCCUACUUUUGUGUGUGUGGUGGGCGGGAAAUGUCAUACAGUUCCGACAUGUCUGUAAAGGAUAAUUAUUACGAAGGAGACCUAAAUAGUUUACCCGACGACUCCAAUGUUGUCCAACGUUAUUUAUUACAACUGAGACAGAGGGCACAGAAAGACGUCAUCGACCCGCAGGACAGGUUGAAUUGGUCGGACAGUUUUCUAAUAAAGUUUCUGAGAGCGAGAGACUUUGAUGUUGAGCUGUCACUGAAGCUACUAAUUAAUUACCAGCGUUGGAGGAGAGAGUGCCCAGAGAUCAAUGCCAACCUGCACCCGUCCUCUGUCCUGGGACUCCUCCAGAAUAACUACCAUGGAGUGCUGAGGGACCGGGACCUCAGUGGCAGCAGAGUGCUCAUCUAUAGGAUAGGUCAGUGGAACCCUAAAGAUUUCACAGCUUACGAGGUGUUCCGUGUCAGUCUGAUCACAUCUGAGCUGAUCGUCCAGGAGACCGAGACCCAGAGGAAUGGACUGAAGGCCAUCUUCGACAUGCAGGGAUGGUGCUUCGCUCAUGCCCUACAGAUCAACUCCUCCCUGGCAAAGAUGAUGUCCUCUGUGCUCACGGACUCGUUUCCUCUGAAGGUGCGAGGGAUCCAUCUGAUCAAUGAGCCCAUAUUCUUCAGACCCGUCUUCACCAUGAUCCGUCCAUUCCUGACUGAUAAGAUCAAACAGCGGAUCCACAUGCAUGGCAGUAAUUUCAAAGAGACGCUGAGUGGCUUCUUCUCCAAAGACAUCCUCCCCCAGGAGUACGGGGGAAGCGGCCCCUCCAUGGAGGAGGUUUGUCAGGAGUGGACCUCCCACAUUCUGCAGUCUGAGGAACGCCUCACCCAGCUCUCCACCUGCCCUGCAGGAGAUGAGGUCACCCCAGACCCAGACCCAGAGACAGAACCUGACCCUGACAGCCAGUCUGCCUACAGCUCCUGACUCCAAAUGGACUACACAUCCCAGAGUGCAUCUCAAUGACAAACCACACAACUCGUAGCAUCCUUCUGAAGUGGAUGGGGUGCACAUCUUCAGCUCUCGAGGUCCAAGAUUAUAUGCAAGUUUACUACCAGUUUCCUGGUUAUUAAGUUUGUCAGUUGAUGAUGGUAGGACCAAAUGCUCAAAAGAAUUGAGUACAUUGUGUUUGGAAUUAGACCUAGACUACUUUUCUCUAUCUCCUGUUUUAUGGGUUUUAAAGCAUAUUAGCAGUAUACAGCCAACUGUCUGUUACCAUGUGUUAGAACUAAGACCAAGGUUAAAGAUGUAUGUUUUAGCUAUUUGUUCAAUUUUGUGAAUGUCUACUGUAUUAGAGACUUGUAUUUUUAUACUAUAAUUGGUGUUUUAAUUAUGAAGAUUAAAGGUCAAUUCCACCACUUUUCAACCUCAUUUACAUUAUCUUCAGCACAAUGCCAACAUGUGAAAACGGCACAUUUCUACAUUUUGUAGAAAGAAAAUCUAAAGUUCUAGCCGAUUACAUCUGAGAUCCGCAGUGACGUGGGGAGCAUGAAAAUACCCUCCCUCUGGCUAGAAAUACUUUACAAGUUUUGAAAAACACUUUUCACUCUACCCUGUCACAAGCUAGGUUUCUAUCCAAUUUGCAAGAGAUGUUCAUGCAAAUGUUAUCAAAUCUGCAUUAAACAAAUAUGCCCAUUUUCCCACCAAAGGUUUGUUUCCAUCAAAACAGACUUGUUGCAGAGAGAAGGCUGUCCGUGAUGACGUAGUGCACAUAAACACUUUUGCGCUAAAGAUCUCAUGUAUCAGAUUUUAAAAAACAAAUUCAAUGUAUUUGCAUCGCAUUUUCCACUCUAUGCAUGGUUUUGUUUUGUCACACAAACUCGUGAUGACUGCCAAACUUGUCCAAUCUAAAAAUU
Oncorhynchus kisutch (coho salmon) is the source of this 2067-nucleotide messenger RNA. RefSeq names its product alpha-tocopherol transfer protein. The record is from RefSeq and is a predicted model, not a curated record. Gene Ontology annotation, biological process: vitamin E metabolic process; vitamin transport. Gene Ontology annotation, cellular component: late endosome; membrane. The transcript has 5 exons. Gene Ontology annotation, molecular function: phosphatidylinositol bisphosphate binding; vitamin E binding; lipid transfer activity. Bases 212 to 1138 code for a protein of 308 amino acids. NCBI's taxonomy places the organism in Eukaryota, Metazoa, Chordata, Actinopteri, Salmoniformes, Salmonidae.